This is a messenger RNA of Passer domesticus (house sparrow), 1800 nucleotides long. It is a transcript of the gene SLC33A1, whose product is annotated as solute carrier family 33 member 1. The coding region runs from base 53 to 1648 and encodes 531 amino acids. The transcript has 6 exons. Gene Ontology annotation, cellular component: membrane. NCBI's taxonomy places the organism in Eukaryota, Metazoa, Chordata, Aves, Passeriformes, Passeridae. Gene Ontology annotation, molecular function: acetyl-CoA transmembrane transporter activity. The record is from RefSeq and is a predicted model, not a curated record.
GGCGGUUCCCUCAGCGCGGCGGCGCCGGGGCCGCAGCCGGGCCCUGCCGGACAUGGCGCCCGCCAUCGCCGCCGAGGAGGGCGGCCGGCAGCGCCGCGCCGCCGCCCGCCAGCACAGCCUGGACCUGGCGGGCGACCCGCCCCGCGACGGGCUGCCCGGCGACACCGAGGCGCUGCUGCCGGCCCCGGCGCGGGGGUACCGCGCGGAGCUGGGCAGCAUCCUGCUGCUGCUGGUGCUGUACGUGCUGCAGGGCAUCCCGCUGGGGCUGGCGGGCAGCGUGCCGCUCAUCCUGCAGAGCAAGAACGCCAGCUACACCGACCAGGCCUUCUUCAGCUUCGUGUUCUGGCCCUUCAGCCUGAAGCUGCUGUGGGCGCCCUUGGUGGACGCCGUGUACGUGCGGGGCUUCGGCCGCCGCAAGUCGUGGCUGGUGCCCACGCAGUACGUGCUGGGGCUCUUCAUGAUCUACAUGUCCACGCAGGUGGACGCGCUGCUGGGCGACGGCCGCGGCCGCGGCCCCGACGUGGCGGCCCUCACCGUCACCUUCUUCCUCUUCGAGUUCCUGGCGGCCACGCAGGACAUCGCGGUGGACGGCUGGGCGCUGACCAUGCUGUCCCGGGAGAACGUGGGCUACGCCUCCACCUGCAACUCCGUGGGGCAGACGGCCGGCUACUUCCUGGGCAACGUGCUGUUCCUGGCCCUCGAGUCCGCCUCCUUCUGCAACAAGUACCUGCGCUUCGAGCCGCAGCCGCGCGGCAUCGUCACCCUCGCAGAUUUCCUGUUUUUCUGGGGAGCUGUCUUCUUGAUUACCACUACAUUGGUUGCCUUUUUGAAGAAGGAAAACCAGGAGCUAAUACCAGCAAAGGAAGAAACAAAAGGCAUCACUGACACAUACAGGCUGCUAUUCUCAAUAAUCAAGAUGCCAGCAGUUCUUACUUUCUGUCUCUUGAUCCUCACUUCAAAAGUUGGGUUUUCAGCAGCAGAUGCUGUAACAGGACUCAAACUGGUGGAGGAGGGAGUCCCCAAGGAGCACCUGGCUCUGCUGGCAGUUCCAAUGGUUCCUUUGCAGAUCAUCUUGCCUCUGGUUAUCAGCAAAUACACAGCGGGCCCCCAGCCCCUGAACACCUUCUACAAAGCAAUGCCUUACAGGUUGCUGCUUGGCCUGGAAUUCGCUUUCCUGGUGUGGUGGGCUCCUAAAGUAAAGCAUGAAGGAGGAUUUCCUGUCUACUACUACGCUGUGGUGGUGCUGAGUUAUGCUCUACACCAGAUCACCCUGUACAGCAUGUACGUGGCCAUCAUGGCCUUCAACGCCAAGGUCAGCGACCCGCUCAUUGGGGGCACCUACAUGACCCUGCUCAACACCGUCUCCAACCUGGGGGGCAACUGGCCCUCCACGGUGGCCCUGUGGCUGGUGGACCCCCUCACAGUGAAGGAGUGUGCCGGGGCCCAGGGCCACACCUGUGCCACUGCAGCGGCCACAGAGCUGUGCACAGCAGCUGGGGGCUCCUGUGUGACCACCCUGGACGGGUACUACGUGGAGUCCAUCAUCUGCGUCAUCCUGGGCUUUGCCUGGUGGUUCUUCCUUGGACCAAAAUUCAAAAAGCUGCAGGACGAAGGACAGUCCUCGUGGAAGUGCAAGAGGAGCAAUUGAUGCACUUAGGCGUUGGAUGGACCAGCAAGGUGGUUUUAGUUUUAUUACAAAGACAUACCCCAUAAUCAGCACCCCGGAAUGUCGGUGUUCCUGUGCCACGCCAGGGAGAUCUGCGUGGCCGAGGCAGGCUGUGUGUGGCACCACUGCCCUCC